AUGAAGUCAACCUUGGUUACAGCCUCUGUGCUGUUGGGCUGUGCUUCCGCCGAGGUUCACAAGCUGAAGCUCAACAAGGUGCCCGUGUCCGAGCAAUUUAACUUGCACAACAUCGAUACCCAUGUGCAGGCUCUUGGCCAGAAGUACAUGGGAAUCCGUCCCAACAUCAAGCAGGAUCUCCUCAAUGAGAACCCGAUCAAUGACAUGGGACGUCAUGAUGUCCUUGUUGACAACUUCUUGAAUGCACAAUACUUCUCCGAAAUCGAGAUCGGUACCCCCCCACAGAAGUUCAAGGUGGUCCUUGACACUGGCAGCUCAAACCUAUGGGUGCCCUCCUCGGAGUGUGGCUCUAUCGCCUGCUAUUUGCAUAACAAGUACGACUCAUCCUCGUCGUCCACGUACCAGAAGAAUGGCAGCGAAUUUGCCAUCAAGUACGGCUCCGGUAGCCUGAGUGGAUUUGUGUCUCAGGAUACCCUCAAGAUCGGUGACCUGAAGGUGAAGGAUCAGCUGUUCGCCGAGGCGACUAGUGAGCCCGGUCUUGCUUUUGCCUUUGGCCGCUUUGAUGGCAUUCUCGGGUUGGGAUUUGACACAAUUUCUGUCAACAAAAUCCCUCCCCCCUUCUAUAGCAUGCUCGACCAGGGCCUCCUCGACGAGCCAGUCUUUGCUUUUUACCUUGGAGACACAAACAAGGAAGGCGAUGACUCCGUAGCGACAUUCGGCGGUGUUGACAAGGAUCACUACACCGGCGAGUUGGUCAAGAUCCCGCUUCGCCGCAAGGCUUACUGGGAGGUUGACCUUGAUGCUAUUGCCCUUGGUGAUAGCGUCGCUGAACUCGAUAACACCGGUGUCAUUCUGGAUACUGGCACUUCCCUCAUUGCCUUGCCGACCACCCUUGCCGAGCUUAUUAACAAGGAAAUUGGUGCUAAGAAGGGCUUCACCGGCCAAUACUCGGUUGACUGUGACAAGCGUGACUCCUUGCCUGACCUCACCUUCACCCUGAGCGGAUACAACUUUACCAUCGGUCCCUACGACUACACUCUUGAAGUCCAGGGAUCUUGCAUCAGCGCCUUCAUGGGCAUGGACUUCCCUGAACCCGUUGGGCCGUUGGCCAUCCUGGGUGAUGCAUUCCUCAGGAAGUGGUACAGUGUGUACGACCUCGGCAACGGUGCUGUCGGCUUGGCCAAGGCCAAGUAA
Messenger RNA from Aspergillus pseudotamarii, 1194 nucleotides. Its product is annotated as aspartic peptidase domain-containing protein. Gene Ontology annotation, biological process: proteolysis. Bases 1 to 1194 code for a protein of 397 amino acids. The transcript is spliced from 4 exons. Gene Ontology annotation, molecular function: aspartic-type endopeptidase activity. NCBI's taxonomy places the organism in Eukaryota, Fungi, Ascomycota, Eurotiomycetes, Eurotiales, Aspergillaceae. Gene Ontology annotation, cellular component: fungal-type vacuole. The record is from RefSeq and is a predicted model, not a curated record.